GUUACUGUGUGUUUGCUUCCUCUCUCCACCUCCUUCGCGUCUCCAUCCGGGGAAGGAGGAAAGGGCGCCACUCUGGGCCGUUCCGGAGGCAUGGACCCGGUCGCCCCCGAAACCCAGGGCGAGGAGGCAGAGCGGCGGAGGCUCUUCCUCGUGAAAGGUGGUCUGUUUCUUACUACAGUCGCUACUGCAGGAAUUCUAGCAGGUUUUGGUACAACGCUUUCCAUGGCAAAAAAGAAAAACCCCAACUGGUUUAAUAAGGGUGUGGUGGCUACGGCUGCUUUGCCAGAGAGUGGUCCAUCCCUUGCUUUGCGUGCCUUAGGAUGGGGCUCACUUUACGCCUGGUGCGGAGUAGGACUCAUCAGUUUUGCUGUCUGGAAGGUUUUGGGUGUUCACAGUAUGAAUGAAUUUCGGAACAAAAUGCAGUUGAUAUUCCCAACGAUUCCAAAAAAUGCAGAACAGCCUUUUGAAUGGGAGGACAUUCUAAAAUCAAAGUGAAUGGCACAUUGAAGAGCUCUGAACAUUUACAAAUUCUAGAAGAGUUAAAUUCAUGCAGAAUUGUCACCCUUCAAGGCAUGGAGAAGAAAGAAGAUAAUCGUUCACAAUGCAAUCUGGCAUUAAUUUGGUAGACUAUGAGUAAAAUUUUGUUGGAUUAUUGCUACUACCUCAGGUGAUGGCACAUUUUGAUAAAGCCAGACAUGUGGAUGAGGAAAUUGUGUGAAGUGAGCUUGAUAUUUAUCAAUAAAACCAAAAGACAAAUCUCAGUGGUAUACAUCAACAAUAAAAUAAAUACUAAUGCAAA
This is a messenger RNA of Anolis carolinensis (green anole), 799 nucleotides long. It is a transcript of the gene tmem242, whose product is annotated as transmembrane protein 242. The record is from RefSeq and is a predicted model, not a curated record. The transcript has 4 exons. Lineage: Eukaryota; Metazoa; Chordata; Lepidosauria; Squamata; Anolidae. The coding region runs from base 91 to 495 and encodes 134 amino acids.